GGUGAGGGGCAACGUCCGCACCUCCAGAGGCCCCUUCGGAAGGCAGCGAGCGCCCUCCUUUCUCCCGCAGUCCCAGACACUGGCUGGCGACCCGGUCCUCUGCCCUCCACCUUCCCCUGCCCGGCGAGCUUCAGACAAGCCGCCCGACGCCGCGGCCGUCUCUUCCGGCCGCCCGCGCUCCCUCCCUCCCUGGCCGGCAUCUGGCUCCGUCCUCCCGCCUCCCUCGGCUGGCCAGGCAAGCCGGCUCUAAGCUCGCCCCUCGGCGGCAUCUGGUGGCCCCCUUUCCCAGCCCUGCCCGCUCCGCUUCCUCCCCGUCCCGCCGCGGGGGGCAGCGGCCUUUCCUCCCUGCUCGCCUGCAGCGCGCCGGGCGGCGGCCAGAGCCCGGGCGGCGCGGACCGAGAGCGCCGAGGGACGCCCGAUGGUGCUGCGCGGCGACGGCGGGGGAGGUGCCAGGCGCCUUCUGCUGCUCGCGCUGCGCUCACCCUCGCGGAGCCUGCGCCUCUGGCUGCUGCUGCUGCUGCUGCUGGCGGCGCUCGGGCACGCGUGGACCUACCGAGAGGAACCCGAGGAGAGCGACAGGGAAGUGUGUUCCGAGAGCAAAGUUGCCACCACCAAGUACGCGUGCCUGAAGCCCGGCGGGGAACUCAGCACCUGCUUCAGGAAAAAAUGCUGUAAAGGUUAUAAGUUUGUUCUUGGACAAUGCAUUCCCGAAGACUAUGAUGUGUGUGCAGAUGCUCCUUGUGAACAGCAGUGCACAGACAACUUUGGUCGAGUCUUAUGUACAUGCUACCCUGGUUAUCGGUAUGAUCGUGAAAGACACAGGAACCGAGAAAAACCCUAUUGCUUAGAUAUUGAUGAGUGUGCCACAAGCAGUGAGCCUCUCUGCCUUCACAUCUGUGUAAAUACUCCUGGUAGCUAUCGGUGCGAAUGUCAUGAAGGAUACAUACGUGAAGAUGAUGGGAAAGUAUGCACCAAAGGAGAUAAAGCAGGCUUUUCUGAGAAGGUGGAUAAUGUGGUGAAACCAGGGGCAUGCUGUGCCUCCUGCAAAGAAUUCCACCAGAUCAAACAGACGGUACUGCAACUGAAACAAAAGGUUGCUUGGCUACCAAAUAAUGCUGUUGACCUUAGCAAACCAAUCACAGGAGAAAAAGUACUUGCAUCCAAUGCUUAUAUACCUGGCCCUCCUGGACAGCCAGGGGAUCGGGGUCCUCCAGGGGUUGCAGGUCCAAAAGGGAGCCCUGGGUUUCCUGGAUCCCCUGGUCCUCCAGGAGUGCCAGGCCCUAGAGGAGCUAUGGGGCCAAUGGGACCAUCCCCGGACCUGUCUCACAUUAAGCAGGGCAGAAGAGGACCUGUGGGUCCUCCAGGUGCACCAGGAAGAGAUGGAGCAAAGGGUGAAAGAGGUGCACCAGGAGAAAAGGGGCCACCGGGGCCACCAGGUUCUUUUGACUUCCUGCUGUUGAUGAUGGCAGAUAUCAGGAAUGACAUUGCUGAGCUGCAAGAGCGGGUGUUUGGACACAGGACUCAUUCAUCAGCGGAGGAGUUUCCAUUACCUCAGGAAUUUGCUAACUACCAGGAUGUGGAUCUUGGAUCAGGAGAAGACUAUAAACAGAGGACUAUGCCGAAAGACUCCAGAACAUUUGAAGAAGGCAAUCAUUAAAAAGGGACCUCUGCUUUGGACAGAGUGAGAAGGGGUUGGGUAGUGAUCCACAGGUCACUUAAGCCAGCAUAUUUGCACACACCCCAGCUUAGCCAUGGAAAAAUCAGUGGAUAAUAAGACCAUGUGUCAAGGGGGUUACUACAUUCCUUUCCCUAAACAUUAUAGCCCAAACAAGGAGGCAAGGUAGGUUAUUAGUAAUGCUGUGUCAAAGUCUUGUCUUGCAGUUUCUUCCUGUACCAAAGAGGCUUCUGCCUUUUUUACCUCUCAAGGUGCUUGGGAAUUUCUUUGGAUUUAUCAGGUUGUUUUUCAGCUUACUUUAUUGCCUGCCCACACUUCCCAGUCUGAAGAAGCCCUACAGGAGGCUUGACGUUUUGCCUUUCCUUGGUAAUUGAUUGAAGUGCAGGACUGCAGGAACUGGAGAGGUGACUGUAUAGUGGAACACAGGACAUCCACCCAGAAGAACUCUGCUGGACCAGGCCAAAGUCACCUUAGUCCAGAACUUCUUUCUUACAGUGGCCAAUCAGUUGCCUCUCAGGUGCCCACAAAGAACAGACAGAAAAAUGCCCCCUUCCACCAUUCUUCCCCUGCGGAUAUCCUGGCCUCAAGCAGAGGUAACCUAGUGUCUUCAUGAUGAAUAGCUUUUGAUGGACCUGUCCUCCACGAAUCUAUCUAAUCCUCCUUUAAAGAGACCCAAGUGAAUGACUAUUGCCAUUUCUUGUGGGAAUGGAUUCUACGUGUGACUUGUACACCAGAAUUUCACUGGAAAUUCUUUUCUCCUUGCGGGGGGGAAAUGUUUUUCAUCAAACUGAAUGAGAACUAAGAGCAAAAGAAAUGCAGGGGAAUCUUUCCACAGAGCACUAGUGACUAUCGCCCACAUGAAGUCUUUGUGCCUAGAAUGUCCCACUGAAAAUUGCAUAUUUGAAUGUUUUCUCUAGAAAAGAAUCAUCUUCCUUUUAUGUAGAAACCACUGAAGCUCCUAUGCUAAACAGAAAGCUUCUGGGUGGACCUUCCACUUUGCCUGCCAGUUUUUGUGUGCAAGAAUUGCUUGGUUGAGCAUUCAACUAUUCAGUCCCUCGGUGAUGCUUGAGGUGCUACAGCCAGCAACAUCAUUGGAUCUGGCUGUUAUGUGAGUUGCAUAUCAGGAGCCAAGGAGAGCCUCAGCACCGAGCCACAGAUCAUUUACCCCGACUCUUGAUUUCAACUUCUUGCCCUGCCACAUUCCACACAUGCAAAAAGGAUUGAGCAAGCGGAGCCAGGAGCAGAGGCAUCUGCAGGAUCUACUGCUUUCUGCGAAAUGACAAAAGCAACCUACUGUAAAGCCAUCCCCAUGCAAGGACUGCCCCUUUUGUGUAUGUGUGUGACAUCAUGGCACAUGUACAAAACAGACAGAGCUUGCAUUGCAUCAGUGUGAUGCUGUUUCCAUCAUUUGUCCUCUCUAGACCCUCCCACCACCACUGCUGGCCAGGAACACUUACCUACACAGCUUUCUUGCUAUCUGCUCUCUUCUGCAGUAGGAAUUGUAUGACACCCUUCUCCUUGACCAGGAAACUUGUAUAUUCUGAAGUAGAAAAUGUUUCCUUUUGAUGUAGGCUUUCACGGCUGGUAUCUGUUGGGCUGGGUUCCUGCCUAUAUAGUCAGGACACCUCACUGGCUAUAAAGACAGGAACACAGUCAGUCCCUGCUCAUUUGCCUGUGGUCUGUAGCCUCUGAAGAUGCCAGCCACAGCUGCCAGUGAAACAUCAAGGAAUCUGUUCUGUAGACACGGUCACUAAACCCUGAAGCCCAACACUGCCCAAUGCUUCCUUUGUCUUGCAGUGGCUCAAAGCGGCUGCUGUUUUAAUACAUAUAGGGGGAAACAAAAAAUAAGUACACUCUGCACAUGGGGAAUCGCCAUGGAUAAUAAUUUUGCCAUGCCAGAUACUGCAGCUUGCUGGCCACCUGUAAACAGUUGUAGGUCCUCUCAACCAUAUUGUACCAGUUCCUUCCCAUCUUACACAAAGGUGGUUGGAUAUGCAGGGCAAGAAAUAGGCCUGUCUGCAUCAUGCAGUAGAUUAACAUCACAACAGGGGCAUCUGUAAUAACACAUGUUCUGAAAGAGGCAAGGUUGCUCUCGGUGCAUCAGUGUAACUCUCCAGGCCAGUGUUCCUCAGCCUUGGCAGCUUGUAGAUGUGUGGACUUCAGCUCCCAGAAUUCCCCAGCCAGCAAGGCUGGGCGUUGAAGUCCACACAUCUUCACGCCGCCAAGGCUGAGGGACACGGCUCCAGGCAAAGAAACCUGGUAGCUGGCUUAAGUACUGUGGCUUAAAUGGUUUGUAGAUUGCACUGUUAAAGUUGACUCUAUCUUAAACAUGCACUGGUAAUGUAUGAAGUUAUAAAAGUAUUUUAUUGUCCAACACUUUCUCUCUCUUUCCAUUUUCUGUUUGAGUUUGACUCUUCCUUCUUCAUCAAAGAUAUUAUCUUAGCUAAUAUUGUACCAUAUGCAUCUGCAUAUAGAAUCAGACCCAAAAUGAGAUCUAAACUUUUACCUGCAAAAUAUCCCAGGUGUGGUCUGAAGUAGUAGUUCCAAACCUCCAUAACUUACCAAUAGGUCAUCUGUAGUUAACGCAGGGAAUCCUCUAUCUGUAGCUCUGCUAUCCACCCCUGCUUCCUCCUGGCAGCUCUGUUGGAAAAAGGGGUGGUGUGUAUUCAACAGUGUAAUAAUGAACCAAUUGAAUUGGAUGUCUGGAAUUUUAUUAGGAAAGGGAUGAGAAGACGAUAUAAAACCAGAAGUAGAAUGGAAAGAUUAAACAUGUAAAUCAGAUCAAGCCGUUUUGGUUACAGUAGGAGUUAAACAUACAGUAUGCUCUGUAUACUGUCAUUGCUAUUUUAUCAAUGCCAAUUUAAUCAAGUAUUUUGUAAUCCUAUAAUGAGACAGUUACUAAAUCACAGGUAUAUUUUUGCUCUUUUUUUUUAAGCUAUAGCUUAACAUGUCUGCAAUAAAACACUGAUUGGAUAGAAAAUGCUUUUUAAAACUGCAGUCUCAAGGAUGCUGUGUAAUGGCUAAAGUCAAACUCUAUUGGAAAUAAUUGGAAACACCGCUUCCCAAAAGGAGAGGGAAGCUAUUAGCGGGGCAACAUUUCUGCCACUGGAGAAGCCCGGUGUAUCUACAAAAAGCUCAGUGGUUUAGAUGCAUUGUUGGAAGGAUACCUUAAUUGACAGUACAGAUUGAUAAAGCGUGGAGUGUAGGAAGUCCUGACAAUUUUUUUCCGCUCACUGGCAUGCCUUAAAAUCGGACACAAUUCAGUUCUUUCAGGAGACCACAUUUUGAAAAGCCAAACCAAUGCUGAUACAUUAUCAUCCCUCCGCUUUCCGCUUUGACUGGGAUGACUCCAGUAGCGCUUGGAAAACACCAUUCUUCUGUUACAAGCUUUUCCUUUUGUAAGAUUGCUCUGUAAAUAUUAUUAUUCAAAGCUAGUAAUUACAUGGAAGAGUUCACCUCUAGAAGUGCUGAAGCCUUAUCUUUUGCCCAAGUUCCCCAAGUUCACAGGCACUUCCUCUCCAAUUCAGGUAAUAGGAUUACAGCCUCAAUGUUUACAUAUGGUCAUGGUUUCCCCCCAGAAAAUAAGUAAAUUCCGUAUUUCCCCAAAUACAAACAUUCAAACUUUUGCCUCAUACUUCCCCAUUUGGCACAGAAUAUAAAUAUGAGUAAGAAGAAGUAGAAACUUAAGUAUAACUUUAUUGAUUAGUCAAGUGACCAUAUCAAAGCAAUGGGCAUAAGCCACAAGUAAGAAGUAAUGAAGGAAGAAGAAAAAGACAAAGUUAUUUAUAAAAAUAAUAAUGGCAGGAUAAAAAAAAGUAGUAUCUCCCAUUUGAGUAAUCUCUUCAGAUUUUAAGGCACUCGCUGCCUAUAAUCAGAUGGAUAAAUUCUCCCACAGAUUCCUUAUGUAAAUGAAUGAAUCAUUCCAGAGCAAAACAAAUUAAUUUACAAUAAAGUUCUAUAAUUAUAUGCUAUCUCUUUUUUUCAGAUGGUGUUUUAUAGCAAACAAACUGAAACAACCAAGUAUUGUGUCUUUGUGCACAUUUAGAAACAUAUAUAGUACAUUAUUAUUUAUACUAAUUAUAUGAAGUACUAAAACUGUAUAAAACUGUAAUUAUGCAGUAUAUUUGCAAGUAAAGAGGAAUAUUUUUUUAAUGGUG
This is a messenger RNA of Candoia aspera, 5832 nucleotides long. It is a transcript of the gene CCBE1, whose product is annotated as collagen and calcium binding EGF domains 1. The record is from RefSeq and is a predicted model, not a curated record. Gene Ontology annotation, molecular function: calcium ion binding. The transcript is spliced from 12 exons. NCBI's taxonomy places the organism in Eukaryota, Metazoa, Chordata, Lepidosauria, Squamata, Candoiidae. Bases 419 to 1657 code for a protein of 412 amino acids.